Molecule: messenger RNA, 594 nt
Organism: Suillus fuscotomentosus
Lineage: Eukaryota; Fungi; Basidiomycota; Agaricomycetes; Boletales; Suillaceae
Exons: 2
Source: RefSeq, a predicted model, not a curated record
CUCCGUGUACAUGUACAUGACCAUUCGGGCGGCAUUGUGACCCCAGAAAUCAAUAUACAUGAGAAUCCUGAUGCUUUCAAACGCGUCAUGGCAUGCAUCGUUUUUGGUCGAUACUCCACUCCCCUUGUUGAUGCGCCAGAUCUCAAGAAUACAGACACUGAGGUUGACAAUGUGAUAGGACAGAUCGCCGUCAAUGAAAACGUAUACAACUUGCUGAAGGUGAUCUUCUGCAAUCAAGGACUUGUGGGCUGCAGAACCGUUUGCUACCUGGCUCGGAGAGAUGGCGAGGAGUUUAUUAUUAAGGAUCAUUGGGUGAAAGGCGACAAGAGUGUAGUGUUGAAUGAGGUGGAGAUGCUGAAAGCUCUGAAGGAUAUCCCUGGUGUUCCCCAAUACGUGGAACACUGUCUCGUGGAGGUAGAGCCGGGCAAAGUCGACGAUACGCAAAUGUAUCGCCAGAAGAUCUAUAAUAGCACCCAAGGUGUCUAUCGCACGCAUGUCCGUCUCGUCUUGAAACCACGGGCUCGUCCUUUACACGAGUUUCGAACUAGAAAAGAGCUCGUCAAAGCGUUACAUGAUAUUGUGCUAAGUAAGUGA